This is a messenger RNA of Stomoxys calcitrans (stable fly), 840 nucleotides long. RefSeq lists its product as uncharacterized. The transcript has a single exon. The record is from RefSeq and is a predicted model, not a curated record. Lineage: Eukaryota; Metazoa; Arthropoda; Insecta; Diptera; Muscidae. Bases 109 to 753 code for a protein of 214 amino acids.
CAUAUCGUUAUACGUUCAAAUACGACACAAACAAACUCAGCGGAAACAAGCGUCGUAAACAUUUCGGAAAUAGGAAUUGUCUAUUGUUAAUAACUUUUGGAAUACUAAAUGGAAAACUCACAUGAUCUGGACUGGAAACAAAUACGAUACGCUCUACAACCGAAACGAAUACUUUUCAUUGACCAGCCUUCAGAAUGGGUGGAAUUUCUCAACUCGUAUGAGGAAAAUAGGAACGAAUACCACGACUUUACUUCAGAACAGCUUUGUACACGAUUCCUGCAGCGGGUUUUGACAAAAAUAUAUCAAUACGAAUUGAAUGAGCAAGAAUUAUGUGUGCUACGACUCAUUGAUCUGCAUCCGAACUUUGGACAAACAGAAAUUGGUUAUAAAAAAAUCGAAGAACAAGAAAAGAUUGAUUUAAGAAAUAACGAAUUGAAUGUCAGAACCAGCAUAAUGAAAGAUGCAGGCAACGAUCUGAAUUGCCAAGUAGUGCUGACUGCAACAGAUCAACCAACGAAGUUUCAAUUGUCUGCAGAAAAUGCCGCUAUACUUUCAAUAUUUUUGAGCUCGGAUAGUGACUUGGCCAAUUGUGAGCGUUUAACGAACAUUGAAAUAUUGAGGCGACUACAUAAAAACAGAAGUAUUGAUAUGUCUUUGAGUGAUGUUAUAGAGAAGGCUACUAGUAUAUUGGAGCUCAGAGAAGCAAUUGUCAACCUUGUGCGAACAAGCAUGAUGAGUUUGGAAAACUUUUGAUCUCUGGGUUAUAUACAAAUUGGGAUAUAGAAAUAUAAACUGUGUUUGUUCGGAAGAAACUAUAAUAUAAUAUUAUGUAGAUAUAAA